CGUGUGACUUUGCUCCUCAAGAUGGCGGACUUCGCAUAACUUUCUUCUUUUUGUAUUUUGAUCAAAAUGAUUUGAUCUUUGCGAAGUCAGCCACGUAGCGGGAUCAAACGAUGGAGGCGUUUAUAAUCGAUCCAGCUAGACUGAUAAGCGAUAUAGUCGGUAAGUAUUUUCAAAACUUUGCGUGAUAAAAUCAUCAAGCCGUGAAUAAUAUAUAUAUAUUCUUCACACAUUAUUGAUAGCUUUUUGUGCGCAGAUGGAAUAUUCGCAAAAGCACAUAAUGAAAUGUUUAAGACUCGCAGGUUUCUCUAUGUGUGAUGAAUCAUUAACGUAAGUUUAAUGGCCUGUUUACGUGGCGGUAGGUAACCCGCUUUAAGGUGGGGUAACCCAUGUCACCUGUCCAUGUAAUCUCUCAUUUUAAUUUGAUCACGUUUACAUGAUAGGUGGGGUGACCAUAUGAGACAUUAUAUGGACAGGUGGUUUACCUUACUUCCUUGUAAACGGGCCCUAAUAGACAUCUUCAUGUUAAUAUAAGCAAGUAUUUGAAUUUCGGAAAUGUCAAUCAGUUAAGGUGAUUAUGGUUAGGCUGCAUAAAGAAUUGAUACUAUAAGAAAUAGCAAUAUUUUGCUAAAUCUAUUUUAUCAGAAACUUGAGUUAAUGCGUAAAAAUUCCAGGGCAAAGAUCUCUCUAUAAAAAGCCUCCAGAGAAUGGACAACACUCCCUUCCCCCAUUCAUGAAUAUUAUCUGGCUCACUCACUCCACCAAUUUUACCCCACCAAGUGUACUCAAAUAAGCACCUUGAUACUUUAAAAAUAAAUCCUACACUUCUUCUUUCAGGAAACAAAAAAUAUUUAUUUUAAUGAGGUGAAAAAGCUUAUGUUUUGCACUCUAUUUUUUAGUUUAAUAACAGUCAACUCUUUCUUAAUGGACACCUCAAUAAGGAGGGGGCUGAAUAGGGGGUAUGCAAAUCCGCCGAUCUCUUAUGAUUUAUUACCCAAAUGUGUUGUUAAAGUUUUGCCCUAAAUCCAAAAUCCGGGCAAAAAUAUAUUAAUUACAUGCAAAGUCCAAAAUCCAGGCACAAAAAAUGGAUUAAUUCGCGUUCCACUGCAAUUUUAUUAUUGUACUGGAUGGUAUUAAAAUCCAUUUUGAAUCAGAUCUGGGCAAAAAUAUUUUCAAAAUCUCAAUUUGAAUCCCAAUCACCCCAAAAAACAGAUUUUCCCAAAAAUGGACACUUAGAAUUGGUCCCUGUUGUUCUUUAGUCAAUUUCUUUGACUCCCUAUAAGAUAGACACCUCCGUAAACUGGAUACUUAGCGUUGGUCCUUGCCACUCUUCAGUCAUUUCUUUUGACUCUCUACAUGAUGGACGCCUCCCUAAACCACACACCUAGAGUUGGUCCCUGCCAUUCUUCAGUUAUUUUCUUGACUCUCUAUAAGAUAGACACCUCCAUGAAAUAAAUACUUAGUGUUGGUCCCUGCCACUCUUCAGUCAUUUCCUUUGACUCUCUACAUGAUGAACACCUCCCUAAAUGAGGCACCUAGAGUUCGUCCCUGCCAUUUUUCAGUCAUUUUCUUGACUCUCUAUAAGAUAGACACCUCCCUAAAAUGGACACCUAGGAUUGGUCCCUGUGGGUCUUUACUUAUUGUCCUUUACUCACUAUGAGGUGGAUGAUACUUACUAUUGAUCCUAUCAGCGUCUAACUAAGAGAGAGUUUACUGUAUUGGAGCUCUUAAUUUCUUUAACCAAACAUCGCAUUCUUAUAGAGAGCUGUGGUACUUAUUUAACCCCUUACGGCCUGAUAUCAGCUUGAAAAUUCUUCAAACACUAAUUUAUUUGAUUAUCACAGCCUUAAGUUUUAACUUAAUAACAAUACAGUCAGGGCUGUCCCUAAGAUUUCAAGUUGGUGGGUAAAUACAACAGGAAGUAGGUGUGGAAUCAAACAGCUAGGGGUUUCCUUUGGUUCUAUUUUUCUGCUAUUUUCCUUUGAAAGUAGCCGGGGAAAAUCCCCGGCCCCCGCCUCCUAAUGACAGCUCUGACAGUAUUUGUAACUUUUGUUUUUUUUUUGUCUAUCUUUGUAGGGUACAUCACUGAACUGAAAAAUAUUUACCAGACAUCCCAGAGGGCCAUCACAGAUGAUGAAACAACUCUUCAUAAGUUCUGUGUUAAGCUUGAAACUGUUAUGAGACAUGAACAAAAGGGUAGGUAUUGACAUAGGUGGCGGAGCAAGGGGGGGCAGGAGGAUCAUUAGCCCCACAAACAAAAUCUUGGGGGGACAGAGCUUUGUCACGUUUUGGUCCUGAAAAACACUUUUAAAGGUGUAUUUGACAAUACCUGGGACAUAGGCAACUUCGGAGUGCAUAUCUUCUGCCCUCAGAUGACUCAAGUACUACCUAAGAAGAGCCAUGAAGUAGGACCACCUGAGCAACUGCCUACUGAUGGAUUGUCACAAAUUGAUUACAGACACACUAGACACUGUGAAGAGGCCCUGCCAGGGUAAAUUCCGACAAGCGACAUGGCCCAAAAAGUAGUGACAGCGCGUAAAAUGAAAUCGCGACAAGAGACAACCUCCCUCAGCCAAAUUGUGACAGUGACGGCAGAGCUGACAAUAAGCGACAAGCAUCUAUAAACACCGACACGAGAUGUUUUAAAAUUCAGAUGGGCAACCUCCCUCUGUGUAGGUUGCAAACAGGUUCAGUUGCUUGUGCCAAUGAACAAUGCAAAGGGCACUUUGGAAAAUCUGAGCAGGGGUAUGCAUAUUGCUGAGUGAAAGAUGAGCUCCCCCUUGCUUCAAAAUGCUCUGCUGCCUCUACGUACUGACACUGUAUUAAGACUGAAGGGGGGACUCAAUGGACAGAAAGCAAAAUGGGUAUCUGAAUUAGUAACUUUUAAAAAGAAGGUUGCUCUUUUAUUGUUAGUUCUCAGGUUAUCAGGCUUACUAUUUACCCCUAGGUAUAAAAGUUUUUCCCCCAGGUAUAAAAGUUUUACCUUCAGCGCCCUGCCUAAUUAAGAGAAUUAUUGUUAAGCCUUGUUACGGUUAAAAAUUAUUAGGUGGACUUCAUGCUUCUUUGCAGUGUUUUAUGUUGCAAAACUUUCCUGUUUCCUUCAGCUGUCUUUUGUCAUAAGAUGUUGGCAAACUACCUUCUCUUUCCCUACCCCCUUUCCCCUGAGUUUAUCCUCUCAUCCACCCCCACCUCCCAUCCCCACCUAUAUAUCUUGUUGUACGGGGCAAGCUCAUGGCAUAAUUUCUUUCUUUAAAUAUUUCAGAAAGGUAUUCUCUUCUUGGUGCUAGAAAAGACUACUGGAAUUUUAUCAGUGACUGCAUUCCAAAGGAUGAUGGAAUCAGAUUUGUUCACGCUGUACCUCAGGUAAACAUUUCUGUUUGUUUAAUAUAUCAAAGCAGGUUACUCAUGUUUUUAUUCUGGUUACUUGUAAAAUGUUGACAGUAAAAUGCAGAUUUUCCUGUCUGUUAUUUCCUCCCCUGAUUAUUUUUAACCAAAGGGGUCUUUCAAGCUGUGGCCAAGCACUGUAGUCUUAUCCCAGUUUAAAAAACCUCCAGCAGGGCAGCAGAUAAUGAACGGUCAUUGGACAAAAAUCUGCUAGUGUCCCAAGAAGUCCCACCUGUGUUCUGUAUUCAGACAUUAUGUCCGGAGAAUCUUUUUAAUCUUAAAUCAUUUUACGAUAGCUAAAGGAAAAAUAAAAAACUACCUUGAGUAAAUCGUACUUUUUGUUAAGACAAUCUCAAACCCAUGAAACAUCAUUUAGUGUGGUAUGUCCUCUAUUUUACCAGGUAUCAAGUUCAACCACUUUUUGGUGAUGUCCAACCAAAAUUUUGUUUUGUCUGACCAAGAUGGUGUCUUAGUAGGACAUUUGUCCUUUCUAAAGAAAAAAAUUAUUUGCAGCCAUUUCCAGGCUCCCGGCAGGUUUUAAAAAAGUGAGAUUCCAAGCUGUAUUUAUAUGCCUGUGCUAGCUGGAGAAAGAAAGGGUAUGCAGAUCAGCAGAUCGGCAUUAGAGGUGAAGGAGCAAAGGGAUGGCAUAGUGGUGAGAGUGCUCGCUUCCCACCAAUGUGGCGGAGUUCAAAUCAACGCCAUACGUGGGUUGAGUUUGUUGUUGGUUUUCUCCUUUGCUCCGAGAGGUUUUUCUGUGGGUACUCCGGUUUUCCCCUCUCCUCAAAACCAACAUUUCCAAAUUCUAAUUCGACCAGGAACGAAGAGCCACUAUGUGGAUGUGGUACCUCCAGAUCAUUAUUUAUUUAUUUAUUUAUUUAGAGGUGAAGAGCAGGGCUGUGCUAUAGUAGCACCUGGUUAUCCCCUUGGGAGACUACUACACUGUAAGAUAAUCUUUGGCCUUGUCCACACAUAUCUGGAUAUUUUUGAAAAUGAAGAGUAUUUUCUGCUUUGAAAAAAGUCAUGUCCACACAUACAAAAAGGGUAAAACAAUGGAAAUCAAUAGGAUCCACUAGAGAGCAUGUGUGUUGUGACAUAUGUCACCUUUUUGGGUACCUGAAAAUGCCAUUUACUUGUGGACAAUGGGCUAAAACAGAGGAAAGCAAUCCUUGUUUUCAAAAAUACAUGUAUCUGGAUUUGUGUGUAAGGGGUCUUAGUUUUAUCACAAAACUUUAGUGUCAUCUUCCUGGAUUUUAUUGUUUUGAGUUUUUGUUUAAACUCAGCUUGAACCAAACUUGUCCAGAAUUAAUUUUUUUGUAAAGCAAUACUGUACAAGCAACAACUAGGUCCUGCUGAAGAGGUUUCACUUGGUUAUUUCUGUUGAGGAUGGAGUUACUUCCAUGGUACAUUACCCCUUAUAACUUCUGUACUUUUUGUAACGCUGUUUCCUGUGUUAUGAUCUCUAGGUUAAAACACCCCAAGGUAAAGGCAGGGCAUUUAUUCGCUAUUCACUAGUAAAAAGAUCACUGGCAGAUGCAAUCCAGAGAUGCUUGGUAAUGAGAAAACAUUUGAGGUAGGUGUACUGCUGCUUAUGUUUUAAAGUGAUUUAUGUUCUCCUUUUUCCUUGAUUGCCCCAUCUCCUUCAAGAAAAAAUUCUCUCAGCAGGUCUUGAAAUAAUGGAUGGUCAGUAGUCAAUGUCCGGUCAAAAGUAGGUUCUGUCCAGUCAAAUCCUUGGAUGACCAGACACUUUGCCCGGUAGUUUAUGCGUCUAAUGGAAAUUAUUUGGGAACUGCUGAUUUUAGAUAAGGUUGGACAUAAUUGCUAUUCAUGAAGAAACAAAAGGGGGAAAGAAAGAUAUUACCAGAUCAAGAAUUUUGUCAAUUAAAUGAUUCAUAAUAGUGAUUUUUUAAUUUCUGGAUGUUGCAAAUUAUUGCGUUGUCAUCCAUCAAGUCAUUGCGAAUUCAGGAGUAGCAUGUGUAGCGGUACGCCAAUUAUUCUUAUAGUCCGCUUGGAUUUUUCCAUGAAGUGUGAUAAUCCUAGAUGAUUUUGGAAGGUAAUGAAUUGAAACUGGCAGCAAAUAAGAAGAACUAAAGAAUAGAAGAAUAUAUCUGAAGAAACAGUUGGCAUUCACAAGUCAACAUUAUAAGUGCUUUUAUUUUCAAUUUAGCCUAAUGCUGCAUUUUUCCCAGAGGGGCCGCCGUAUCGUGUUUUCCAUACUUUCUGCUUUUAAUGCAACGUUUCAUAAACAAAAUGAGCUUAGUUACAUGUAAUAUACUUGUUUGAUUCUCAGGCAUGCGUGGGGAUGGAGAGGAUAGGAGGGUCUUUUAUUAGAGAUAAUUAGAUAUUUAUCUGGCUAAAAAUGGGUAAUGUUCGAACAAAAAUAGGUUUGACUGGGCAACUUGACCAGUGCUAGCUGUAAACUUUUUUUAAGCCCUGUCAUGGAAUUCAGAAAUGAAUAAUACGUACUAAAAAAUAUAUCCAUUCUUUUUUUGUCUUAUUCUCCUUAGCCUUGAAGUCAAAUAUAAAUUUUAUUUUCUGAAACUGGCCUAAUCUUAUUUUUCUUUGUUUUAUGAUCAUACAUCAUCAGACAGAAAAUAAAGGAUAACUUUUACUGUGUGCCAAAUUCCACUGUCACACUCUGUUUGCUUUAUAUUUCAGUUCAUGUUAUGGAGCUGAAGCAAUUCUCUGCCAUCCAUCGCUGUCAACAGCACUGAUUAACAAGCUGUAUGAUUUGAAUGACAUUGAGUUUGAUUUGCCAUGUGCUGGACAUGAGCUGGAUAUUUCAUGGCCAGCAUUUUCAAGGUGAUUGCAAUUCAGGAAAUUUAUGCACUAAACCUUUAGUUAUAUCUUUAAAACUUGCACCACUUAUUUCAAAAACACAAGUUUCCUUCUUUCUCUGGGUUACUCUGAGGUUAAUUUAUAACUCCAAGUUGAAGUUUUGACUAGUUUAACUGGCUCUGUCAAGUAAAAUCAAGAGUCCACUUUUAAUAUUAACCUCUGUUUUCUUACUUUUACUGAAAAACGCGAGGUUACAAGCCAAAAUGUUGAUUUAACUUCAGAAUUAUCUCAAAAAAGACAACAAAAAAAUUGUGGUUCACCUUCAGUUUACAAUUAAGUGAUUUAAAUAAAUAUUUUGCAUGGUAGAGAAAUUCAAGUAAAGUGUCUUCAUGCUGAAUAACAAGCCAGUUAAUAAUCAUGCCUAGUGCUUAACCCUUCACUCCCAAAGAGGGCCAAGAGUUAAAACGCAACAAUAUUUCCAAAUUUCAUUUGUAAAAUGCUGAAAAAUAAAUAGUACCAUGUGAAAGUACUGCUGAAGAGGUUUCAUUUGAAUGGUAACACCAUAGGAUUUCAUCCACAGACUCAAAAGUUAGAAAAACAUACUAUAUAAAUAGUACCAUGUAAAAGUACUGCUGAAGAGGUUUCAUUUGAAUAGUGAAACCAUGGGACCACAGACUUAAAAGUUAGAAAAACAUACUAAAUAAAUAGUAGAACUGUACCAUGUGAAAGUACUGCUGAAGAGGUUAUCUUUGAAUUCACAGACCCAAAAGCUAGAACCACCUUCCAGACGACUCCAUCAUUCACUUUGGGAGAGAAAGAGUUUACAGAACAUGCCUUUUUUAUUAAUUGCACAAUGGUCAUACAUGGUAAUGGAUGAACUCCUAGGCUAUGUUGUGAGUCCUUGAAUAACAAGGAAAAAUAGAUUUACAACUGUUUAGUACAAUGCAUCCCUCUCUCCAAAGGCAAAGUCCAAUUACCAUAUGGCCGUUUCAUGUUUUUUCCUGCGCCAAAUGCUGUAGACUGUCACUAAUAUUGUUUAUUUAUUGCUACUUUUUUCUCUCUAAUUUUUCAGGAGAUCUUUUGAUGAAAGUCAAGGUUCAGUGUCCGGCAGAAGGAGCAGCAUCAGUAGUCUUACUAGCGUUGAUUUAAGGGUAAAAAGUACUUCAUUUUUAUAAACAAAUAAUGGAUGAGGUGUUUUUCAAGAACAACAGAAGUGUUGUUGGUUUCAGUUGAUAACACUUACCGACGCCUUGAUUAUUCGGGGUAUCACGAAAACCGAAUUUAAUAUAUCUUUUAUUAGUAAAAUCCAACUAGUGGUCUAUUAUCAAUGCUGCGUUCUGAUUGGUUGAGCUACUCUACCUAUAUGACCCCUUGAUUAUUUUGGCGGGGAUUAAGUCUGGCUUUUACCUAAAAUUUUUUUUUAUUCUCGAAUCUUUUGACCAACUAGUUAUGUUUUAUUAAACAAUUACUCCUCUCGCCCUCAUGGGCUGGUUUGAAAUAAUUGUUAAUUAUACAUUGGUUUUAAUACAAACACACUGUCGCAAGGAGCACAGUUUGACAUUGCUCUUGGACAUCAUGUAAUACAAGAGAAACCAACAGACUAGACGGUUAUCAUCUAGCAGAUAACAAACCUUAAAAACUAAUCUGUAGGUUGUGCUGAUUUCCAAAAUUUGUGGUUGUUGUUGUUGUUGCAGAAUGAGAGGCCAGAUCCCUUGGUUGGCCUAUCUUCAGAAGUCGCUUCACUGAAAAGCAUUUUUAUGGCGGAAAAUUCUCAUGAACUUGCAGAUAACGUAGAGAGUGAUUCCAAUGAUACUCACAACACUGAUUCAAUGUCUGCAGAGCCUCCCACCAUCACUGGAAUGACAUUAGAAAUCUCUCAUCUCCACCAGGCGAUUUUGAAAUGGAAGUCGGAGCAAGAUUCGCAAUUAAGUAAGGCUCACAAUGAGGCCAAAAAAGCGCAAGAUGAAAGAAAGUUCCUAAGUCAAGAAUACGAACUGAAAAAUAAGCAACUAAAUGAAAAAUAUAGCACUUUGAUGAAAGGUAUGACUGAAGAUGCGCAUACAAAAGUCCAGGAGUUGUCUUCUAAGCUAAGCAAAGCUGAGAUAGCAUUAAGUGAAAGAGAUAGGGAAAUAGAGAUGCUUAAAGAAGAAGUAAAGGUCUCGAUAGUUUCGUCACACGAAGCUCAAAGGUCAGCCAUUGAACUUGAAAGACAACUAACGACGUCUGAAAGAAAGCAGACUGAACUAUCGUCUGCGUGUGAACAGUUCAAAGAGCGAUUAAAGCACAAGGAAGAAAUAACUUUGGAAUUAGAAACAAAGCUUAAAGAACUUAAAGAAAAGUGUUAUAAGUUUGAAUCGUCAAAAGUGGAAUCCAACAACAAAGUGGCGGAGUUGGAAGGAGAAUUGAAAGCGAAAGCGGUCGUUUUGGAACGAGUUCAGGAGUCGUUUGAAAAGUUGAAUGGAAUGGUGUUCGGUUCAUUCGAAGAGUUGGAGACCGAGUUGAAGACUCGAUUGGUGGAAAGGGAAAGGGGACUAGAAAAUCAAAGUGCGGAGAACAGAAGACUUGAAACAAAUAUUGUGGAAAUUCAGCAGCAAAAUAGAGAGUUAAAUAAUCAACUUGCGGAUGCAAAAGCAAAGGCUGAGGAAAUGGAAAAUUCCAACAAUGAAUUGCAAACCGUUGUUGAAGAUUUAAAGCUUCAGCUUAGUUCACAACCGCAAAAAGAAGAGAGAUUUUUGUCAGAACUGAACGAAGUCUUGCAAACUCAUGAAGGUACAGACAGUAAUGAACAGAACGGACAUGCAGGUGAACAAAAUGAUUUUGAAGAUCAGACAGAUGGGCACGGAGCAAAAGAUUUUAGGAAAGGAGUUUUGAAGGUGAGAUAAAAGAAAAUCAUGUCAACGCAUUCGGAAAAAAACGCAUGAAGAUUGCGUCUUUUCAAACAAACCUGCGACUGGCUUUACUUAUCCAGCCAGUUUACAGGCACUCCACUCAACUUAUUGGAAACAAAUAAUUCAAAUAUAACAUAACAGGAUCAAAAACCGCAACUGGCAAGGCAGGAGGCAACCAGUUAGCUGUUUACAAGAGUGGACGAGGAUUUGAACUCGGGACAAUCAUCAACAAAUCCAGCGGGUGCUCAGGGUGGGGUCCGGUCGUUUCGCUACAAGUCGAUUCGCAGCGAAGUUGUAAAGUCGUUUCGCUGCAUCAUGAAGUUGUCUGUUGAUUUGCUGCAAAACAUUUUUCGUUUUGCUGCAGACGAGAGUAAAUUCCCAUCAUAAUAAAAGCUAAGUCUCUUCAUACUUUGAGUUUAUGUUGUUGAUAUUUUCGUGAAAUCCUUCCAAAAUCUUUUUUCUUCCCGUAGUUGGAGACUUGUAGCGAAAAGACUUUGUACCGAAACGACCGGUAAUCGCCAGAGUGGGACUUGAACCGGGCACCUCCGGCGCCUUUGUUACUCGGCCACACUGCCUCCUGCUAGGAUAAAUGAAGUUGUAUGAUGGUGCAAAUUUCUAAAGGGUGGCUUAAGUUGAAAUACACGAAAGAAAAAAACACUCCAAAAUUUUUUUUCAUUUACCCUUUCCCUCUUAGAGUGAGUGGUGGAGUCGCGUAUGCCGUGGUUCUAACUUUUGAGUGUGUGCGCCAAAGACCAAAUGUUCCCCUUUGGUUAGUAACUCCUAAGGUAGAUAAGCCAGAGCGAAAAUUGGAACGAAAUCCCAGCUUGAGAGGCUAAUCAAAUGAAAGUACCACGGCUUAAGAAAAUUCAAGUGAAUGGUCGCACCACAAGGUUUUGUCUUCAAAAAAGGAAGUUAGAAAUUCUUCUUCUGCCUCCUUGACUAGUUGUGGGAAGAAACCUUCAGAGAAUGAAAUGCUUUGUGAAUUUCUUAGUUCUUCUGUAGUUAUCUGCAAUGCGCCCCUUUGGUUGUAGAGUUAGAAAAGAACUGCUAACGGCGUGCUGUUGAACACGUGUCGUUUCUUUUCAGCAAGUCACGCAUCUUGUAUCAGAAAUGUCCUCCCUUCGACAUAUGCUGCACGAAAAAAGCGCUCAGAAGGAACAACUCGAGGAACACGUAGCAGAGCUGCAGGGUAGCAUCGAAAGGAAAACAUGCCAAAUCAGAUGGUACGUAGAAAAAUGUAAUAUGAGCUCUUAAUUGACACUUUAAAGGGGCUUAGUUCAUCCUGCCAGCGGAGUCUUUCGAUACAAACUCUUUUCGAUACAAGUCGCUUCGAUACAAGUUAAUUCCUUCGAGGUGUAAAUAGUUUCACGUACUUGGCUUAAAGAACGAAGAUUAUUCGCGCAACAUCUUUUCCUUGUUCAAUUGCAAACUUUACUUGACGUGAUCGAAUUUUUUGUGCAAUUUCACUGCUUGAGUUUGUAUCGAAACGCAAAAAACGCUCCAUAAACUGUACUAGAUCCACGAUUUGACGGUCGUGGCAUGCAGUUAAGAGACACUCACUCACUCACUCCCAGGGCUCCCUUCAACUCGUCCCCCUGAGCGUUCUCGUCCUCGUCCUCUCUCUCCGGAGGACGAGAAGGGGAGAGCCCUGGGAACGAGGUUGCACGCGCAAGUGAUGUGAGUUUUUUUCCGAGUGUUUUUUUUAGCUUUAAAAUAAGAAAAAAGUCCAUAGGGCAAAUGCGACGGCUUAACGCGUACGCUGCAAAAUGUUUUAAACCUUCCUUUAAAUUAUUACCAAUAUGCUGUUCAUUGACUAAACGUUUAAAAAGUGUACUAAUAAAGAAAGUUCUAAGUGUCUCAGAACUAAAAUUGGUGUAGCCUCCCAUAAGGAACGAGUAACGAAGAACGUUGGCGUGGGAGGUUAAAACUGGUGUUACAGUCGGCGCCAUUUGGGAGCUUAAGUAACGACGACGACAAGGAGAACGGCAAAAAAACAAAACAGCAAAACAACAACUUUGCACGUGCAUCACACUUUUUUGUACAUUCCUUUGCCAUCGUUGCACGACUACGAAGUGAAAUUUCUUAAUAUCGCGUUUCAGCAGAACGUGAACAGAAGACAACAAUUUUCUUUUCUUUUCUUUUUCUAAAGUUAGGUACAGACUUUUAGAACUCAACUCCAGAAACAUUCGCUAACAUUUAUAAAAUUGAACGAGAUGAAACAAGAGCGAUGUAGUUUUAAACAGCAACGAUGCGCUUUUAUAGUCAGAUUUUUGCCGCCGUUGCUGCGGGUGGAUUCAUUUGCAACAUACUCGUAGAGCUGUCGCAUUUGCCGGCUGGAUUUUUUUUAUUGUUUUUAAGCCUAAAAACAGUAAAAAAAUUCCAGUGGGCUUAUGCGACAGUUAUACGCGUAUGUUGCAAAUGAAUCCACCCUACGUAGUGGUGAAUGAAAUUUUGCUAACUAAAUCAAGAAACGCCACAGACGUUUGAAUGCGGAGAAAUUUGGCACAGUCAUCGACUCCUGUGCUUUUCCCGUGCCAAGGACGUACACUCGUGGCACGUGCGAGACAGUCCCCGUGCAGAAUGUAACCAAUCACAAACAGAUGUCCUUCUCACUGUACAAACUUGCGCUAUUUGAUUAAACCAAUCAGAGCUUAGCUUUUGUCUUUCCUGUUCACCUGCUUCGAGUGUGCGUAUUCAUGAGUUUUUCACAUUCAAAAAAUUCUUUUUUUGUUUGGUAAUGUAAUUUUCAACACAGGUGUAAGUUACGUGGUAAAUUGUAAGAAAAAAGAAAAAACACUAUAACGCAUUCUCUGAAGUCGUCGUUUAUCCGGAAAGUGUCACUUGAUUUGGUUCGGUCGAUUUUUUGGAGACUUAAUUCGCACUCCGUGCUUCUUAACACUUCUCGCUAAAAUGACGCGGAAUUUUCCACAAGCAUCGUGCGCUCGUGCCACGUCGUGUUUUGCAAAUCUUUUUUUUGGAAUCAUCAUGCAAAUAAUGCCGAAGGCAUUUAACUGAUUUUGAGUUGAAUAUGUUUGCAGUCUGAACGAAGAAGUUGACAGCUCUAGGAAAAGAAUCGAGUUCAUCAAUGAAGAAAAGGAACUCCUUGAAAUGGUAAUGUACAGAUCAAUUAAGGUGUCUGGGAAACUGCCCACCUACCCCUCCCCUAAGCUAACAUUUUGCCGUAAAUAAGAAGGAAGUGUUAAUGUUAGCUUAAGGGAGGGGUAGGUGGGCAGUUUCUCAAAAACCUAAAUUAAUCCCAGACCGCUACUCUGUUUACUCUGGUAACCCUUUUAACUUCCAAGAGUGAUCAACUUGAAUUUGCUCUUAACGAUAUCAAUACGUCAUCAAGAGAAAAGAUUAUGAGAAUUUAUUAAAAUAAUCCCCCAAGGGAAAGCGGUUUGAUCUUUUAUUAUAUUAACACCCGUGAAAUACCAGGUGAGCUUUCGCGCGAAAACAUGAUAUCUUCACAUAUGAAAUCCCUUGUGAAAAGAUCACCGUUGCUAUGGCGCAUAAUAAAUCGCGCCUUUCACAGCAAAAAGCUAUUAAAGUGAAAUGGUUUGGUACUUCAGUGGUGUUUAUAUAAUAAAUAGAACAUUACAUGGUCGCUUGGAGAUACGAAAUUUCUCUUCUCGUGUUGAAAACUAUUUCACUCGUUCGCGCGCCAACCGAAGAGAAAUUUCGUAUCUCCGCGCGGGCAUGUAAUAUCCUCUAUUUACCAAAUUCUCUCAACCAGUUUCUUAAGGAAAUGCAGGGAGAGUUUGUAUGUCGAUAUCGGUUUAAAAGGGUUAAAUAACAGACUGUCAAACCAGUAAUAUGGCCCGAGCUUGAUUACCGCGGCAGGAUUAGCUCAGUCGGUCGAGCGCUUGACUGCGGAGCGGAAGGUCGUGGGUUCAAUUCCCGGGACCGGACCAACACUCAGGGUCUUAAAAAUGACUGAGAAAUGCGGAGGUGCUGCCUUUGCCCUGCAAAUGGCUAGACUUUCGCGUGGCUCGGAUGAUUACGUAAAAAUGGCGGUCCAAAAUAUAGUGUCCCAAUUGGUGCUUUCGUGCUAAAUACAUUGACACUCAAAUAAAGUGCGCUUUUUACCGGCCGGACCAACACUCAGGAUGUUAAACUUAUUGAAAAGGAUGUGCGUCAUUUGCCCUGAUAUCUGCAAAUGGUUAAAUAAUCUGGUCUUCUUCGAUAAGGAAGGGAAAAUCGUAGACCCUGUCUUACAGCUCUUUUACUAUUCUUCGUUGGAACGUUAAAGAACCCAGACUGCUCUUCGAAAUGAGUAGAGGACCUUCGUCACUAAUUAUUAUUUUUUUGUUUAAUCUCUACACGUUUUCAUCGUUGAAGGAAAAAGUAGAGACAGAUAGCAAAAUAACUGCACUGAAGGAGUCUGAGCUGUCUCUAAACUCCAACAUCUCUUUGAUUGUGGAAGAGAAGUGCAAAGCUCUCAAUGAACUGACGCUGUUAAAGAGCCGCAAAGCAGAUGAAGAGAAACUCCGACUGAGUGCUCAAGAAGAGCUGGCGGCUCUGAAAGAACAGCUUGAGGAGACUGUAGAGUCAAAAUACGAAUUAGAAAAAGAAUUAGCGAGCAUCACACAAACGCUUCAGACCAUGGAUAGUGAGAAACAGUUCUUGGACAGUCAAGUAAGAACGUUAGAAGAAAAAAUGUUGGCUUGUCAAGACGAACGAAUCGGUCUGGAGGAUGAGUUGGAUGUUGCUAGGCAACAGCUGGAGGCGGCCAACGAGGCAAGGAUACGCGCGGAGCAAGGCCAGGUCAAGGCGCAGGAACAGCUGGAAAGCCUGCGGUGCAUGAUGGACCAGGAGAUUGCCGCGCUCAAAUUUCAGCUUAGUUCAGAGACAAUGAAGUAUGAAACAGAACUCAAGGUGAGAAAAUAACGAGAUUAAGUAUCGCCCAAUUUUCACUGCAAAUUUCAGCUUUUCGUAUGAUGGUUCCCUAACGAAAAAUGUCGGUUUGCUUUCUUUAAAUACUGAAUAUUAUGUCAGAAGUUGUGAACAUCAUAAAUACCCUUGCCGCUGAAUUUCCUUGUUUGUGUUAUUAUACCAUAAUUAGUCAAUCCCCUACUUACUCUUCCCCACCCCCACAUAGUUAAACGACCAAAUUGUCUUUCGAAUACAAGUACAAGACGCUGAUCGAGGUGCCGUGCAAGUUACAGACGGUCAUUGUUUUAUUCCAAAACAAGAAAUAAAGUUCCGUAACUGUAGUUUAUGUCUUUCCCAUUCUUUUUAUUACUUGAUACGCCGUCCCUCGAGCAUGUCAAAAAUAAUGCCUUGCCCCUCUUCCCUCCCCCCGGGGGAGGCGAGAACAGAGGAUUGCGUUAAUAGGCUACUUGCACGAUGACGUCAUUUUACUAUUACGACCAGAAUCCUUCAGGGGUUUGCUUUGACGAGUAAGUUGAACUCCACUGAGGCUGGUGCUGUGGAAUGGUUGAAAUGAACAUUAUUUUCAAGAUUUUAACGAACGAGCUUUUACAUUUUAGUUACAUUUUGAUUUUGUUUGCAGAGUUUAUCAGAUCAGAUCCAGGAGUACAACAGCGUUAAAGAACGCCUUACCGAGCAGCAAGAGGUGAUUGUGGACCUGGAGUCGAAACUCAAAGAACGAAACGACACUCUCCAACAUGACAAACAUAAAUACGUGUCAGAAAUAAAACACCUUCGAAACGAGGUCAGUUCAGUGAUCAGAUACGUUCCCCAUGUAGUGCUACCCCUAUCCACCAGGUGAAUCAUUAUACGGUCCCCACCUACCCCUCCCCUAAGCCAACAUUAACACUUACUUCUCACUGAGGGCAAAAUGUUGGCUUAAGGGAGGGGUGGGUGGGCAGUGUCCCAGAAAUGCAUAAUGAUAUGUCCGCUCGAGUCCCAAUGUCUGUAGCCUUUUCCAGGCCCCGAGAUAGUAGCAGGGUUCGUACAGAGUCUUGAAUUCUUAAAAAAGUCUUGAAAUUUGCUUAGCAAUUUUCCAGACCUGGAAACAGUCCGGAAAAUAGAGGUAAAGUCUUGAAAAAUGGUAAAAAGUCUUGAGUUUUUUUUUUCUUUUUUUAAGCCACAGCAAGUGCUUUAUGAGUGGAAGUUUUGGGUUUUGGUGGAAUCUUAUUCAAUCUUACCCGUACGUUUGCAACUCAUCAUGAAAAAACCUUUGUUCCUGUGUUUUUUAAGGUCUCUAUAACCUUGAGUCUGGAAAAGAAACUAUGUUUAGAAAAAACACUGGAAAAAGUCAUGAAUUUUGCAUCCAAAAACUGUACGAACCUUGUAGUAGGAAAAGCGGAUCGAGAAAUGUUGCGCGAAAACCGUGUAGAAUUGGGAAAGAGAGAGUACUAGUACUAGUAAUAGCCUCAUAUGUUUUUGUCUUCCCGCAAUUUUUUGCCAGCUCACUUUUUCACUGCUCUCCCACUUUCUUCGCUCGUCUGCACUGACCGAGAGCCUGACACAGGCUAGUCUGUUUUUAAAUCAUCGUGGAAAAAUUGCGAGUACAGAUCAUGUCCAGACGCGUUGUGGACGACUUUUGUUAGAGCGAUCAUUGUAAACGGUCCCCCAGGGUUAACCUGAUUCUAGAGAAAAAUAAUGUGGUGUUUGUGUGUGUGGACAUCCUUGGACACGUAAGUUUUAGCCUGUUCCUUGACUUUUUAACUGCCCUUUUUGGAUGAGUCCACGGUCGGGAGGAAAGCGUGACAUUUCUCGAUCCGUUUUCGCGACUUCGCUGUCGGUACCCUCGCCGUCGUAGUUGCUUAAGCUCCCUAAUAUAUGCCGUGGUGGAGGGCGUACAGAGCCUGCGUGUUUUUCUUAUAGAUGGAACUAACGUGAAAUCUGAUCGUGAGCCUUAUUUUUCUUCCUUCAAAAACACCAUAGGUCCAGCAGUUUAAAAGUGGAUCCGACGAAAACAAGCUCAGGAUUCGUGCGCUUGAGAACGAACUGUUGUUGGCAUCGAAGCAGCUGGAGGAAGAGCGAUCAAGACAAAGGGAAAUGAAGAGAAAAGUUGAUGAAUUUGAGGAAGCAAAAGGAUUGAAAGACCAAGAAUACGAAAGCAAAAUCAAGGCGGUUAAAGGGGACGUGGAAGAGUUGAAAAGCAGGCUUGUCGAGGUUACAAAGUAUGAGAUCAUUUUAUUCUUUCUUGUAAAUUACUUUUAUCAGUGCUGCAAGUGCUCGUUUCCUUGUUAAAUGGGAGGUAUCAACCUCGUUCCCAGGUCUCUCUGAUGUAGGCCUCGAUUUCCAGCCGCGGUUUGGGAAAUGAACCUGCGCUACCUCGUUCCCAGGGUCUUGUCUUACUUGUCCCCCUGGACCGAGAGAGGGGACGAGUAGGAGAGGACGCUGGGAACGAAUUUGGAGCCUGUUCUCCUCCGCUGGAAAGACGGCGAAUAAUUUACCAUUUUCAAUUUCAUCCAAUCUCCUUUCGGGGAGGAAUAAAGUCCGGACUCAACAGAGCGGCGAAAGUCGACGGAGCCCAAUCCUGCUGGCAAAGGGAAGAAGAUCCAAACGAAUGAAAUUUUGAAUAUGUUAUAGUGUUAAAAGAUUUCUAAAUUAGUUGUGUCUGACAAAAAUUUCUUUUUGAAGAGAAAAAGCGGAGUUGUGGCAGAAAGCAGACGCUAUGGAGCAUGAAAUCAAAGUUAAAGCUGAUGACAGAUGGAUGGAUGAUAGUGAGGCGUCGCACUGCCUCGGUUGUCAUGCUGAGUUUACCUUCCUCUUAAGAAAGGUUUGUUUUGUAAAGAACUGUAGUAGAGCAAGUCAAAACUAAGGGACCAACUUCACCUUAAAUUCCAAAGCUACACAUGCGAGAACACUAUCCUUGUACUGCUUGCGUUCUCAUCACUUCUUCAGUUUACGUAAGGAUAAAUUUCACACACAUGAGAUCAUAGUUAUGAUGAGAUCAAAGAAACUGCGAGUGACGUGCUGUAUAUGUAACUUUGUCGAAAAUGAAAACAAAAAAAAUUGAUUUUGGCUCGCAGAUUUUCCAUAUUGGCAAGGGCUAGGGCGAGGUCGAGACUGGGUGGGGCUGGGUGAGGGUAUGGAACUGUUCAGACAGUUGCCUUUAUGGGUCAAAUGUCCCCAAAACAUUCCCAUCGGCAGUGCACGUUACGCGUUUGGUUAGGGUUAACCCAUGUUUUUAGGGUUUGGGAAUGGGGAUUGUUCCUCACUGUGACAGCAUCAUUGUUGCCAGAACCUUUUCAAAUGAUAUCGGAGUGCACGUUAGCGUUUGGUAACUGUUUUUCGUGUUGUUCCUCCUUAGCAUCAUUGUAGAAUGUGUGGCCGCAUCUUCUGUUACAAUUGCUCUGACAACUGGAUUCAAACUCCACACAGCAGGUAACUGGAUCGGUAGACUUGGUUAAGUUCCACUUUUGAUCAGCGGGAACCGUAACAAUAAUGGUCUAAUAAUAAUCCAAUAUCGGUCCUAUAUUAAAAAUGACACUGUGUAAGUCAUACAUGACAUUGCAACAUUGACAAAAAGAAGGCUUGAAACCCAGCUCACUGACGUUAGAAAAUAAAGUAUGUAAUACCGAGCUGGAAUCGAACGUAUCGAGUAUUUUGAAAAAAGAAAAGGCUUAUUUCGAUCUAAUGGCAAUUGUAACUUGAGUUAGAGGCUUAUGGACGGUGGUCGUAGGUAAUCAGUAUAGAUUACAAAGCUAACUCUGGUGCAAAAGGCGAGCGAAGUGAAACGAUCCAAAAACCUUACUUUAUGGGCGCACAAUCGUGUUAAGUAAUAGGCGAAUCUCUGCUGACGUCAUUGUUUACAUUUUUGCUCAUCACGCGGGACGACGUAGUCAGCCAGCGUCAUAAAUUCGGUAGCGCAUUCCUUUCGUAUUUUUCUUGGGAGUCAAGCAUUGCCUUGCUUUUUUAACUUUCCCGUAUCCCGUGCCCCUCCCGAAAAAUUGUGUGAUUUUUAUUGGCUGCAACGUCGAAGUACGCGCAAGUCAGGUUGGAUUGCAAAAGCAGAAAAAAGAUACUGCGUCAGCAAAUGGGGGAAAAGUAAGUUUACUGUGUAGAGGAGGACAAAGUCAGGGCUGUGCUCUAAGUUACGGCGCCCGGUCGCCUGAGGCGACUAAGACGUGGCCUCUGGCGACUGAAAAUAUUGUCCAGGUCACCCAGCCGGGCGACAUGCUCGUCUUGGUUUCUUGAUUUAAAGUAAAAGAGAUAGAAUUUAGUACUUGCCACUUCGUAGCUCAGUCAGAUAAAGGCUUUUAAUCGGCCUUUGAAUGAGUUUAAUUGUUUUAAAUUGCCAAGUAGUAGAAUGAGUUGACAUUUUUGCUAACCCGGUUUUCAAAAAUCCAGUUAUAUUUAUUUAUUUAUUUGUUUAUUUGUUUUUGAUUUAAUUGGUUUUCAGGAAACUCCGUCGAGUGUGCCGUCAGUGUUUUAGCUUCGAGCAGAGACUUAAAGUCAAGCAUGCGGGAGUGUCGCAGUGGAUAGAAGACGACGCCAGAUCAGAUACCAGUGACCGGCUGUCAGACCGGAGAGUGAGCUUUCUAAGUGACACAGGAGGACUGGACGCUGAUGAAGGACCCAGUACCACACAGCCUGGUAGGAUUAUAUACUGAAAUAAGGCUUGGCUUGUCCCCAGGUGCUGCUGCCAAAGCGAAGGAAAACAGGGCGCGGGGGCAUCAUGAAAGGAAUGCAAGAAGCUUGCGUCCACUUAUAAGGAGCUUAACCAACCGCACGUCAACUGGAAUUGAGGCCCUUGCACUUCCGGUUGACGUGCGUCGCUCAAAAACGUUUUUGCGUAAGCUUCCAAUGCGAUUUGAACCGCAUAAGGUCAAGGAGAGAUCCCUGUGGGCGAGACAGUUUCUAACGGCACGUUAUAAUUAUGCUCUCAAACUUUCUUGUUGCCUUUUUGGUCACAAGCUGAUUGCAGCGUGUUUGAUUUUGAUAGUCUAACAUGCUGCAAUCGUGUUGUCUCCGCCAUGGUCCUCACGUUCCAGCAACCGAUGAUCGUCUUUCGCUUGGGGGCUACUAUGGGCCUGUCGGCCUUUGGGCUUCCGGCUGGCUUUGACCCAAAAGCGUCAUUGCAGCCCCAGCAGCAACACCCCCAGUCAGUGCUGUCUCAUUAUCAACGCUUCUGGUUUCUGUAACAGUUAGUGUUUUUUAUGGAGCAGGGUCAUAAGCCUUACGCCCAACCCCCAACCUGGAGGACCAGAGGGUCACUCUUUUUCUUGUCAUUCAACGAUAACGGUGCUAACUUUUCUGGUGAAAAAAAGUACAAUAAAAGAAUUCCGGGGUGUCUAUUUUUUGAAAUUACACCAAAAAACUUUCAAUCAGAUCUCGUACUCUAGUCGUUCUCGUACUCGAAUCUAAAGGUCUCUAUUCUGUAUCAAUGAUGGUCACCCUUUAGGUCCCAGUACCUCGCGCAGCAGUCACCCGGAUCCUCCCCAGUCUUCCUCUACACCUGUUAAACCCAGCAUGAACAACACGGGCGAGAACGAAAUCGGCGACAGCGAAACAGACCAUACUGGAGUGAAAGAAAAUUCUCUGAAUUCGCCCAACACCGCCAAGAAUGUGACAGAUAGCAAGAACUCAGACGAAGAAAGUGAUCGAUCCUCGCCUGAAGUAGAGCAAAGGGAGGAAUGCGAGGAGUAUGAAAUUGUGGACACGUCCAACGGCGAAUAUGCAUGCGAGCAGCCUGGAGCCCAGAUUGUGCUGAGCGAGUCGGACAGCAGGGAGGAGUUGGUCAUACCUUCGGUUAAUGAGGAACCCGGCGCGUUUUGGCAUGCAACUGUCAGCCCCGGAAAACGUCACCUGAUUCAGGUGAUGGUUGGUACUCCAAGGGCGUCGUUGUCUUGGAAGUUUUCGACAGAAAAAAAGGUAAAAACAUGCGUAGCUCAUUGGUCAUUUUUAGGACUGGUGUCGUGUCGAAUUGCACCAUGGAACUAUUUUGAAGACGUUGCCUUUGUUUUAUUGGCUAUCACGACGUUGCAAAGGACACUGGGUCCAAAUUCGACCCCCGAAACAGUCCCAUAAUGCAAUUCGAAACAACACCGACCCAGUCUAUUUCGUGUGACAGGUGCCUGGUUCCGUUAGCGUGGGGCUGCGGAUUUACAAGCCAUGGGGGUGUGAAUUUUAAAAUUAGUUUGUGUAAUCAAAUGGUGACGAGGGAACGGGAAAUUAGUUGGAUUUGGACAAAACGCGCGUGAAAUUAUUCCCUAAUUUCACGAGUCUACCAUUUGAUUACCUAUUAAUAUCAUGGCCUGGGUGACGAAUUACGUAAGCAAUUGUGAAUUUUUGACAUGUUUAUCCUGGAUCAUAUCGAUCGAGAACUCCACUCUCUCAAAUGUUUAGACCUUAAAUUUGGCUUAAGUUCAGAAUUUUCAAAAUUUUUCGACAGAAUACCUGUUAGAAUCCUUCUUGAUGUGUUCUUUCGUGUGUUCAGGUUUUCUAAAGCGUCUUUUUGUGCCCUGACAUCUUCAUUAACGGCAUUUUUAAAACUUCGUCGCCAUCUUGACACUGAGACGCACGGAAGGUUGCCAUGAUAAUUUUGUAAUUUCACGUGUGAAAUUACAAAUUAACGCUAAGUUUUCGCGCAAAAUUAAGAAGUAAUUCGUCACCUAUGAUAUUAAAACAGUAAACUGAUCCUUACGGCAGGAAGAGUGAUGGAAAAAAUUAGAAAGAAAACACAAACAAAUUGGGGAAUUAUGUGGGGGGGUGUUACUCUAUCAAGGGGGAGAGGGCUGGUUGCUUAAAGUGAAAGCCCCUGGAUAGCCCUGCCACCCACCUCCAUUAAGCGGAACAGUUGUGAAAGGCUUUUAACGCAGUUUUCUUGUACAUUUUAUUUAGAGCAUACGUUUUGGGGUUGCUUUUAAGAAGUCGGAGAGAAGUACGGACGUUGAGAGUAAGGUAAAACAGAUUUAUUACAUACAACGCGAACAGACAUCUAUUUAACACUGCUUAAUAUAACUUUUACCAGUGUAAUUUGCUAACGAGCUUGUUUUUGUUAUCGCCAGGUAAGUAGGUACGCUUGUAAAUUGCACAAAAUUUACUCAGUCAAUGACGUCAGUUCACUGAUCCGAAACGCUAAUACAAAACUGAGCUCUUUCUCUUCUGUUCACGAUUUUUUCAUCAUAAUCCUGGGGCAAGACUCAGUGGCAUGGCUAGAAGGGGACUGGGAAGAGAGUAAAUCAUGAAAAAAGAGGCAUUUACUCUAACCCAGACCUCUAUCGCUUCUCUAUCUGUGAUGCUCAGAAGCCCAAAAAUUCUCGUAGAGAAGUCUGCGAACUAGGCGAUAGUUGUACCGUACUACCUACGUGUAAAACUAGGGCACCAAAUCGAGUAAUUUGCAAAUGCUUGUCUUUACUUUGUACGAUGUACUAAUCCGAGCUCUAAAGUAAUUACGUGGCCGGUUGUCCAGGUUUAGCAUUGCCGUACUUGUGAUUGGCUGAAAAAAUCUCGCACCACUUCCUGAACCAAUCAAGAGUAAGGACUGAAACCAAUGCCUACUUACGGCACUUGUUUUCCCGCGCUUUUUGCACCUGAUGUAUAAAUUUGCUUUGAGAUCUCAUUGGUUCAUCUAAGUGCCUACUCGUAUUUUGAUUGGCCAGUGAAGUUCUUUUGUUUUCUUUUACGAUACUGUUAUUAAGACCGCUUUAUAUGCAUCAUUGUAGAGUCAGUCCAUCGCUAGAGGUCUGGACUGAGUUGUUCCACAGUUAGACAGCGCUUUGCCCCGGAUAAAUCACUGUCCAAUGGGGAAAUGCUAGGAAAAACAUUUGUAUUUUCCACUGGAUAGAAAUUUAUCCAGUGGUUAGCUUUCUCCACCUUUUGAACAACUGGGACCAGCAACAAAGAGAUUUCUAGAGUAGCGUCUUUUCAUUUGUUGGUGUUUUUUAAUUUCUUUGUAAAAAUGCUUCCUUAGGAUUAUCUAAAAAGUUUUUUGUGUUUUUCUCUUUUUACAGACCGUUGUUCCACUGUCUCAGUACAACUCCCAUGAACGCGCAGUUAAGGGUGAAAUACAGGAUUCCACUCCCGGAGUCUACCUUCUAGUUUUCGAUAACACAUUUUCGAGGUCAGUAGCGUAAUGUACAUUAUCACUCGAUGCAAAUGUUUCUUCCUUUUCACUUGGCCAAGAGCCCACCACGUGACCUGCAGAUAACUGCCGACCAAUAAUGGUCUGCUUAUGCGCAAUGUCGUCCAACUGUGUUUGGCUGCAAAUAAUAUUCUUCUCAUGCGUAAGUGAAACCACUCUUUUCUCCUUCUUGCGAUCGCUCCUUCGUAAAAAUGGCCGCUUCCUGAAGGUAUUUCUCAAAAAGCAAACUCAAAUGGAAGAGCAGGCCACUGAGGUGGAUCAGGAGGUCAUUACUACGAAUAAUAACCUACUGUGCCACUUAAUUGGCUACAAUAAUGAUCUGCUGGUUCUAAAUCAAUGGAAAGGUGCAUUAAAUCGGAAAAAGCCCUCGCUCCUUAGCCUUCUUAAAAUUAAUGUCCGCGCAUGCACUUAUUUAAGGGGGGCCUAUUUGAUCUAAUGGCCUUGGGGUGGGCGCUUAUUUGGGGGACGGUGCUUAUUUGAGGAAAGACAGGAUCCUAUAUGUAUGUUUUUCUGAGGUAUCUUACAGGUCCGGAACAAUGUUAGACCUUUAUAUUGCUGCUAUACCCGAUAAGAGAUUAUAGUGUUGCAUGCAUAAAAAAUGUCUACUUGAUUCUUUUGUAGAUUCACUUCCAAGCGUUUAUUCUGCAUGGUACAAGUUACACGGAGCGAUAAUAACGAAGACGACGACGACUCCCUCACGUAGAAAAAAAAGUACAUAAACUAGAGUGAAAAUGUUUUAUAUAAUAAAAUCCGGUAAUACGCGGCAUUAUGAUAUCUAUAGUUUUAGAUUUUUUAGGUACUGCUGGUUUGCAGAUGACGUCACGGCGGCCAUGUUGAUUGACAGGAACAUAAGCGAUUCUCUUCGCUGGGAACUUUACUCUUUUAUAUGCAAAUUCCGCGGGAACUGAACGUUUUUUUCAAAAAAUUCCACUUUGUUGUCCUUCCCAAAAAAGUAUUUCUCUUGGGGCGAUUUUCCCAAGAGAAAUUGAAAAAUACCAAAAUACCCUUUGUUGUCCCUCCCAAAUUUUGGUUGCAAACCAAGAAUAACCAUUUCUCUUGGGGCGACUGUAAGUCGCAAGAGAAAUUGAAAACAAUGCUUAUGCAAAAGUUUGCAGACAACGAAGAGCAUUAUGAUAUUUUUGAAAAAGGUCUGUUGCCUUGUCAGCUAACAUGGCCGCCUGAUCACGUGGUUGCAAACCAAGAAUAGCAUAGGCCAUUUCUCUCACUUUCAAAACGAGGCUAAGUGCAAACCUUUGUUGAGAAAAUGACUUUUAUUUGCGUG
Molecule: messenger RNA, 23329 nt
Organism: Porites lobata
Lineage: Eukaryota; Metazoa; Cnidaria; Anthozoa; Scleractinia; Poritidae
Source: the annotation of a GenBank genome assembly